UUUGACUUGUAUUUCCUUAUUCAUUAACAAUCACAGAUCCCUCUCUUCUUCCUAAGUACCUAGAAAUGACUUUACCUGCUUUCUAGCUAUCUAGAUGCCACUCUGCGGCAGCGUAUUUCUUCUGUUGCACAGUAGUUAACAUCGGAAAUAAACUAUAAUAUCAGAGUGCUCUAGCUUGGGGGGGGAAACAUUUAUAGACUGAGGGUGGUGGUAAGUCUUUGUUAACGUGCAGUAACACAAAUUAAGGUUUUACAAAACUCUUUUAUCAUUACAAAACCUUGCUUGAAGUACAGGAGCUAAUCAUGGGAAGAACAUGUACUGUAGUUAAAUUAUUAAAAUCACCCCCGGACCUAUGGUUGUUGAAUUAAGGUUAAUCACUGAGCAGAAGUGCCAGCUCCAUUCUCAUCGCUGCCUCUCAGCUGCUCUCUACCCCCUUAUGGGCAGGGCGUGUUGAAAGAGCACCGCUCUCACUGUAUGCAGACAAACCGACGGUUAACCAUUGUCCCCUGAGGCACCCCUGCCGUUUGUACUUAAACACCUGCGUCCUCUCAGCUGCCUCUGGAGCCGCAGCGGUUCAGAAGCAGACAGAGCCUCCAGCGUCCGCGAUGAGCUGGGUCCACUCUGUAGGCUGGUACCUCAAACCCAAACAAGUGGGGAAGAUCAAGAAGCGGGUGCAGGAGAUGAAAUACCAGUCGUCCCAGCUGUCACGGAUCGACUUGAGCCACAACGAAAGUGUUCGGCUAGCCACCGACGCGCUGCUGGACAGCGGACUGCAGGCUUACGAGGAGACGCUCACCGCCGAGGGGGAGGUCGACUUCCUGUCCCAGGCGGAGAAGGAGUACAUCUUAAGGAGCGCCAAGGAGCGCUCACCGGCCGACGAAAGCCAGGCUGAGGAAGGGGAAAACCUGGGGGAAACGGCUGCUCCUACAGAGACGUCUGUCACCUACUUCCCCACUCUCUCCGAGAGCGAAGCCCCUGCACUGGAUUAUGGCUGGCCGAUGGCAGAGAGCAGAUACUACCUGCAGGGGAAGCCCAGCGUGGAAGUUUAUUUUCAGACGGACAGAUCAAGGAGUAUAAAAGACCUCGUUCGCGAGUAUAUCAGCAAAGCCACUACGGUGCUGGCAAUUGUGAUGGACAUAUUCAGUGACGUGGAGGUGUUUUGUGACAUUCUGGAAGCGACCAAAAAGCGCAAUGUCUCCGUCUACCUGCUACUUGACCACAUGAACCUGCAUGUCUUUACUGAAAUGUGUGAGAAACUGCAGAUCAACAGUUCCUACCUCACAAGAAUGUCUGUUCGUAGUGUGACCGGGGAUGUAUAUUGUACCAAGUCUGGAAGAAAGUUCUCCGGUCAAAUAAAGGAAAAGUUUGUCAUUUUUGACUGCAUUCAUGCUCUUGCUGGGUCAUACAGCUUCACGUGGCUGUCGGCGCAAGUUGACAAGAACAUGGCGGUGCUGUUCAAAGGCAGCAGCGUGAAGCACUUCGACCUGGAGUUCCGGCAGCUCUACGCCGUCUCCAAGCCGGUCGGCGACUUCCCCGCGGCGGGCACACAGCUGCCCCCGGCCGAGGACGGCAGCAUCGGCCAUCAGUCCGACCCCCGCAGCGUGCUCUGCGGCUACAGCGUCCCUCCGCCACGUAGAGCGACGCGGAGGUAUUCCGACGGGACGCCUCCGGUCACACUCGCUCACAGAUUAAAAACCAACGCGCACAACCACACAGCUACGCCCAGGGAACACUGGAAGCCCCAAAUACCCGACUUCAGGCUCCAGAAUGCCCGACAGAGGUCCUUCUCCAGCGACUACACAGUGGGGGAUACAGCACAGCCGCCACUCAACAACGUUUUUGGGAUGAUCCCAGGCCGACCCGACAUCCAGGUUCCGAGACUGGUCUCACGUUUUCACUUCCUGAAUAAACCAGACCUCAUACCACUUUAGUUACGCUCCCAUUAUAGAGCUUUGCGAAGCACUUCAGGCACAGAAAAAAAAAGUCAGUCCUCAGUCCUUGACUGAGCUGAUAAUUAAAAGAACUGAACAACGAAUUCAUCAUUUCAAACGGACAAUAUGUUGGCAAAUAAAUGGCAUUUUUCCAGCACGCAGAGGAGACUUACAGUUUGUAACCUGUUACAUUAAUUCAAUAAACCCUGAGCUCUCCAGCAAUAUAGGUUAAGAAAACUCGCUCGCAAAGAAAACCUGACCAAGAGACUCUCCCAUCCAGAAAAUAAUAUGAAAACAUACCAAAAAAUAAAACUACAACAGACACCAAAUAGGUACUAAAAUAAACAAUGGCAAUAGCAUUUAGUGCAUUCAGUUGUUAUCACUGGUAUAAUGGUACCUAAAUCUGACAGUAUCAAGUCAUUAUCGUUUCUGCAGGUAAAUCAUGGUAGUUUAGUUAUUUUCCUUUUUGGCAAAAGAUUAUUAAAAGUGUCACAGUUCAGAUAGUGGACUGGUUCUGUUGUCUGGUGGCUUUGGCAAAAGAUUAUUAAAAGUGUCACAGUUCAGAUAGUGGACUGGUUCUGUUGUCUGGUGGCUUAGCACUAGAAUGUAUCUAUAGAAAUAUGUAAUAGGUU
Lepisosteus oculatus (spotted gar) is the source of this 2563-nucleotide messenger RNA. It is a transcript of the gene sack1a, whose product is annotated as protein FAM83A. Gene Ontology annotation, molecular function: protein kinase binding. Gene Ontology annotation, biological process: epidermal growth factor receptor signaling pathway. NCBI's taxonomy places the organism in Eukaryota, Metazoa, Chordata, Actinopteri, Semionotiformes, Lepisosteidae. The record is from RefSeq and is a predicted model, not a curated record.